This is a messenger RNA of Symphalangus syndactylus (siamang), 816 nucleotides long. Its product is annotated as large ribosomal subunit protein uL11-like. Gene Ontology annotation, molecular function: structural constituent of ribosome; large ribosomal subunit rRNA binding. Gene Ontology annotation, cellular component: ribosome; cytosolic large ribosomal subunit. Gene Ontology annotation, biological process: translation. Lineage: Eukaryota; Metazoa; Chordata; Mammalia; Primates; Hylobatidae. The record is from RefSeq and is a predicted model, not a curated record.
CUUUCGGCUCGGAGGAGGCCAAGGUGCAACUUUCUUCGGUCGUCCCGAAUCCGGGUUCAUCUGACACCAGCCGCCUCCACCAUGCCGCCGAAGUUCGACCCCAGCGAGAUCAAAGUCGUAUACCUGAGGUGCACCGGAGGUGAAGUCGGUGCCACUUCUGCCCUGGCCGCCAAGAUCGGCCCCCUGGGUCUGUCUCCAAAAAAGGUUGGUGACGACAUUGCCAAGGCAAAGGGUGACUGGAAGGGCCUGAGGAUUACAGUGAAACUGACCAUUCAGAACAGACAGGCCCAGAUUGAGGUGGUGCCUUCUGCCUCUGCCCUGAUCAUCAAAGCCCUCAAGGAACCACCAAGAGACAGAAAGAAACAGAAAAACAUUAAACACCGUGGGAAUAUCACUUUUGAUGAGAUCGUCAACAUUGCUCGACAGAUCCGGCACCGAUCCUUAGCCACAGAACUCUCUGGAACCAUUAAAGAGAUCCUGGGGACUGCCCAGUCUGUGCGCUGUAAUGUUGGAGGCCAACAGGGGCCAUUGCAGAACAACACAAAAAUUCAGGCGAGGGGAAAAGCAGUUAUUCUUACUUAUGCUAAAUCCAGUUGCUCCCCACUGUGGUCAUGUAAAUCCUGGCACCGAGUAUGCGGCAGAAAUCUGGACAUGGCUUGGCUGGGUCCUCUGGGGCUCUCACAAGGCUGCUAUGAGCAGCAGGGGCUGCUAUCAUCUUCUGUUGAAGAAUCCACUUCCAAGCCCACUCACAUGAAUGCUGGCAAGGCCAGUUCCUCCUUGGCUAUUGAGCUGCAGGCUUCCUUUCCUCAUUGGUGA